Bufo bufo (common toad) is the source of this 1464-nucleotide messenger RNA. RefSeq names its product heat shock transcription factor 4 (gene HSF4). Bases 1 to 1464 code for a protein of 487 amino acids. The record is from RefSeq and is a predicted model, not a curated record. The transcript has 13 exons. Gene Ontology annotation, molecular function: DNA-binding transcription factor activity; sequence-specific DNA binding. NCBI's taxonomy places the organism in Eukaryota, Metazoa, Chordata, Amphibia, Anura, Bufonidae. Gene Ontology annotation, biological process: regulation of DNA-templated transcription.
AUGCAGGAAUCUGCUAACUCCCUGGCGAUGGAUGGCUACUGUAGUAACGUGCCAGCCUUCCUCACCAAGCUGUGGACUCUGGUGGAAGAUCCUGAAACCAACCAUCUUAUAUGCUGGAGUGUGAAUGGAACCAGUUUCCACGUCUUUGACCAAGGCAGGUUUGCCAAGGAAGUCCUGCCUAAGUAUUUCAAGCACAAUAACAUGGCUAGUUUUGUGAGGCAGCUGAAUAUGUAUGGAUUUAGAAAAGUCGUGAAUAUAGAACAGGGAGGACUAGUGAAACCAGAGAGGGACGACACAGAGUUUCAGCAUCUGUACUUCCUGCAGGGACAUGAACAUAUGUUGGAGCAUAUCAAGCGGAAAGUAUCCGUUGUGAAAAGCGAGGAGACAAAACUCCGACAAGAGGAUGUGAGCAGACUGCUGUAUGAACUGCAGGGCAUGCGGAGUCAGCAAGAAAACACGGAGUGCCAGAUACAAGACAUUAAGCAGCGGAAUGAAGUCCUGUGGAGAGAGGUUGUCUCCCUUAGACAAAACCAUUCACAACAGCAAAAAAUCAUUAACAAGUUAAUCCACUUUCUGUUCGGACAGCUGCCUCCUGGCCCCUCCAGUUCUGGGAUAAAGAGAAAGAUACCCCUUAUGUUGGAUGAUGGAACCUCUGCCCUACCAGUGUCCAAAUAUAGUAGACAUCCUGUAGACUCCUUGCAUGACCCAUAUUACAUUCAGUCGCCAUCUACAGAUCCAGCUUCCUCUUUGAGCAGUCCUGCUGUCAGUGCUGGGCCUAUAAUAUCGGAUGUGACAGAGACUCUACCCACCAGCGCAGUGACUGCCCAGCCUAGCACUGAAGGAGAAAGGGGCAAGUGUCUUCUACUGAUCAAAGAAGAGCCGAUCAGUCCAGUAGUAAAGGGAUCAUCCGAAGCAGAUGUCUCCCUAAACGGUUGCGGUGCAUGCACUGACCCACCAGUGUUACCAGUGGCAAUGGUUCAAUCCAUACUGGAAGGAAAAGAAAGUUGUAGUCCACCUCAGCCCUCAGGAUCCCAACAGCUGGAGGCACGAGGACAAAGGAGUUCCUUGGCAAGGGAAGAGCUGCCAGACUCUCUGGACAGUACUGAUGUCAAUUUGGAAGGACUACAGUUGCUGCUCAGAAGUCAGCAUUAUAGUCUGGAUUCUGCUGCUGUUCUAGAUGUUUUCAGUGCCGGCCUCUGUGUAGGUGAAUGGAGUCUUCCAGCUGUGGACACCUCUCUGUCAUCGGUACAACAGCUCUCGAUGGAUCUGGAGAGGAAUGCAAGUGAAAUGCAUCCUAAAGAGAUGAAUCCACAGUUCAACUCUUGCUCAGAAGACAUGGUGAACCUAGCAGGAUCCUCGUCACUAUUCGGUACAGAUGACAGUGUGGCGUCCUACCUCUCCAGCGGCAUUCUUCAAGGCGAUGCUGCCCUUAGACUGCACCCUCCAGAGGAGAGGAAUGAAUAA